CACGAGAAAGAUGCUUGGUUCAAAACACCGCGUCGGAGCGCUGCGUUCAGUCAGCGGGUCUGCUGUAGAGGAGAACGGGCGCUGAGGGCUGUAGGAGGGCACACUCUACCUGUCUUUCUCGAAGGUUUGGCACCAGGUGGAUGAACAAGACAUUUCAAGGUCAUAAAGUGAUGUCAUCAAAUGCAUUGCCCUGUUGAGGAUCGAAUACAUCUCAGUCUGUUUUCAGUAUCUUGGAGCAGAAAUGAAAACGAGUGAAAUGUGGUUGUGAAUGUGUGUCUUUGAAGGACUAGGUGGAGGCAAGUGAAGGAGCAAGACCUUUGAUGGAUCCAGGAUUACUGCUGAGCUUUUGACAGACUGAUACAACAUGAAUGUGCAAGGAAAUGCACAAGCUGGAGAAAACAACCAACGGGAAAUACAAAACGAGGACAAGCAGACUUUGCUAGAAGCUGUAGAAGAUGCCAAUGCCAAUCAAAUCACCAAAGAAAAAAUUAAUUCAGAUGACCGAGAGAAUGACAGUUCCGUACCCAUGUCGCACUCUGAAGCAAAGGAGAGGAUCAUUAUCUGGGGAACACAUGCUCGAAGUGUAGACCCUGAGCUGGAAGAGUUUGAACUGCUGGAGUCUAAUGAGUUAGAAACAUUUAUUGUGGACAAAGAAGAGGUACACAUUUCGAGUGAGAGAAGACAGAAUGGAACAAAAAACUUUGGUGACAGGAAGUUGACUUUUGGAUCCCCUUGGAAAGACCACAAUGAAAACCACAGUGUGGAUGGAGAUGCAAAUGAGAACUCACAGCCCCUUGACCUCAGGACCUCUAGCUCUCGCUCUGGUGCAAACCGAACCCUGAGAGAUGGCCGAAGUGGAUCUGAAAGCAAUGUCUUUUCAUCUUCUCUUUCUGCAGUGACCAGCCUCAGUGGAAGUUUAGCCAGUGCCCUGGACACUGCAGGCUGCACACAGCCUCUCUAUUCCCAGUUCACCAAGUCUACCUCAGGCAAAGGCAGGAACCAGCAACCAGCUACUACUGAGUCCUUCAUCCACUCAGAGAGAAACAGGGAUCUUCCCAGGGAUUUGGACCAAAACCAUAACUCUACUAUACUGCCUCAGGAACCACAAUAUGACCGAAGUAAGCUAAUCACUCCAAGUGGUGCAUAUCCUUCAAAUGGAACCAUAAAAGUGCAUAAAUUCCCAAUGGAAGCGGAGCAGAAUACUGGAUAUAAAUGGAUGUCAACUGAGGUGCCGAAAGGUAUGGUGAGGGUACAACCUUCUUGUCGGCAGCUUGUCCGCCCUCUUUCUACAGAAAAGCGAUUAACCUCAGGAUAUCCCAACAGUGACCAGGCAGACCAACAACAAUCCCACUAUUCAGAGACCUGUCAUGGACAUCAACAAGUGCUAGCUUGUACAGAAGUCAACAGUAAUCCCAACACAGGCACAGAGAUGGUUCACAACCAGACCUUUACCAGAGAAGCCCAACGUAUAAAGAGGCAGAGCUCAGCAGAUCGUGCCGCAAGUCCCUCCAGCCUUGAAAGAAAGACACACUUCAGCCGCCGGGCCUACAGCAGUCCAAGUAGACCAUCCCCUCCUCCAUCCCCCAAGACCACAAGGUCUCCUCAAAGGCAUCCUUCAUCAUCACCCAUCAAAACUUUACCCUCUCGAGCUCCACAGUUGGGUUAUGCUGGGUACACUUCAGGCUUAAGAGCCCCAGUGAAAACAACUAUUAACACAAGCGUUCACAAACCUCUUGCACAGCAGACUUCAAUGGAGACCUCCCCGCCAAGCAAGUGUCUGCCAAAACCAAAAAGUGUCCGGCCCAAAAUCAUCACAUACAUUCGAAAAACCCCGCAGGUGAAACCCCAGCCCCUUGAAGGAUCUUACGAGGUGUCAUCCUUACCUACAAGGCUCUCAACAUACAGCAGCACACAGGCCAAACCAGCUGUAGGAGAUCAAGGGGAAGCAAGUGUGCUGAGUGCCUCAAAUUUACUCUACGAUAAGUAUCGACAAGAGAUGCAGAAGGUCCGAUUAUUCUCUCCUGGACUAAUGGGGUCUGGGAUUAAACCACCCAGCAACACCAUGCCUCACAAAAUGGCUGGCAGAUCGGACAGCUUCUACGGGUCUCUUAACAAGCCUCUAUCUGCAGCAGUGGGACGAUCCGCAGUUGGCCUUGGGUCUCCAGUGUCUGCAGCUGAGGACCCAUCUGGAUCACCUAUGGGAGCACAGGAUACAGGGAGUCUUUUUCGUUCACCACGGGGCCUAAGACCUCAACUUGGCGUUGGUGCUGUAAACAGGACUCCUUCUGUACUUGCAAAAGGCAGGAUGACCUUAACAAGUCACCCAAAGUCACCACUGACCAUCAGUCAACCAAUGCAGGCAGUUAACCCAACCACUCAAACUCCUCAGGAAACACAAGAUCAGAGAAAGCCGGUGUCGACGGGUUUAGCUGCUAAAUCUCUCCUGCCGAAGCCGGCUCAGGCUCAGUCUGGCCUGCGUCCUCCUGGUUAUUCGCGUCUCCCUCCGGCACGACUGGCUGCUUUUGGGUUCGUCCGAAGCUCCAGCGUCUCUUCUGUGUCUAGUAACCACUCCACUGACAGCACACGGAGUGACCCCUGCCGACCUGCUUACCGUCCCAACAGUGUAAAUGAUGAGCCACCGCUUCACCGUGUCACCACAUCACCACCUGGGGAUGGAUCCAGAGCACCCUGUCGCAGCACCCCUCAACCUCCAAACACUCCUGCGCCCGUACGCCGCUCCCUGCUACCUCCUCCUCGAAGUUCACCCGUGUUAUCCCGUAAGGAAUUCCAGAAGAGUUCGGAUGGCUCCCGUUCAUCCCAGUCAUCCCCUAAGAGACUCGCUGUAGUGUCUCCUAAACCACAAUCUCCAGUCCUUCAGAGGCAACAGAGGACAACAGUGGCGGUCCGAGGAUCAAGCGUGCAGAUACUGCCUCGCUCUGGCUCCCCAGGACUGGAAAAGAAAAAGGCAGAAGAAGAGCAGAAGAAAGAGAAGGAGCGCGAAGAAGCAGAGAGACACGUGGAGCUGCAGAUCCUGCAGGGUCGCUAUGAGGAUCAGGCCAGAAAACUGCAAGCCCUUCAGACUGAGCUGAAGAGAACCAACAUGGGCCUGGAGGUCUUCAUCAUCUGCACUCAGCACUUCUCAAUCAAGAGUGAAAGUGCUGAGCAGAAGGAAAGAGAGCUGUCAGAGGAACUUAGUCGGAUUCAGCAUGAAGUGGCCUUUAACGCAGCCCGCUGGGAGCAUCUUCAGAAGGAGAAGCGAGAGCUGGAGGAGUGCUUCGAGAAGGAGCUCAGAGAGUUACAGGUGCAGCAGAAUUCUGAACUGGCCACCUUAGAGGAGAAGCUGAGGUUACGACACGCUUCAGACAGAGAUCAUCUGAGAGCAGAGCAUCAGUCAGAAGUGGAGGAGCUCCACACACAGCACCAGGAGCAGAUUGAAGAGUUGACUGCCAACCAUGAGGCUGCCCUUGAAGACCUGAAAACCAUGCACAACAUCACUAUGGCAACACUCCAGGAGGAACAUGCCAGGACGAUGAGAGAUUUAAGGAAAGCCCAUGAGCAGCAGAAAGCCAGUCUAGAAGAGGACUUCGAGAAACUGCGCCUCUCACUUCAGGAUCAGGUGGACACUCUGACAUUCCAGAACCGGACUCUGAAAGACAAAGCUAAGCGUUUUGAGGAGGCACUGAGGAAGAGCACUGAUGAACAAAUUGUGGAUGCGCUGGCCCCAUAUCAGCAUAUUGAGGAGGAUCUGAAGAGUCUGAAAGAAGUUCUGGAGAUGAAGAACCAGCAGAUUCAUGACCAGGAGAAAAAGAUCUGUCAUCUGGAGAAAGUGCAGGCUCAAAAGAACCUGUUCCUGGAGGAGCGGGUCCAGGUACUUCAGCAGCAGAAUGAAGACCUGAUGGCCCGCAUAGACCGACACCUAGUUGCGUCAAGACAACUGUCUGAAGAGAAUGCAAACCUCCAGGAGAAUGUAGAGAAGGAAACCAACGAGAAAAAGAGGCUGAGUCGCAACAAUGAUGAGCUGCUGUGGCUCCUCCAGACAAGUCCCCACCUAUCACCAGCCUCAUCCCCCAUCCACAGAGCCUUCUUCACCGGCCCUGAUAUUCCCCCAUACUCUUACUCUCCAGGCCCUGGGACCCCCACACACUCGUCCUCUCCUGGCCCUGGUACACCUACUCACAAGGUGGCAUCUCCGGCACCAGGGACACCCACUUUCAGAGGCUCACCAGCACGCUCGUCCCCCGCACGCAUCCCAAAUGCCAAUACUUUACCUAGAUGAGCUGGAUAAUGCAAUACUAGCUGUAUUCCAUCUAGUUUCUGCCCACAGCAGUGCUUCACUUUAAUCUGCAGCCCCUGAUUGUCAUUUUUUAAUAUUUAUUAAGAUUUUGACAACCCCUACUGCCAUAAAGCCUGUCAUUUCCGUUAUUCAACUUUGAGAUA
This is a messenger RNA of Danio rerio (zebrafish), 4437 nucleotides long. The record is from RefSeq and is a predicted model, not a curated record. Lineage: Eukaryota; Metazoa; Chordata; Actinopteri; Cypriniformes; Danionidae.